AUGGCUCCCUCUGCCGUUCAAGAUGUCGACCUGACCGCCUCGGCCGUCCAGAGGAAGACAUCCAUCUCAACAGCCCCUGAUGAUUCUCCAAAGGCUCUCGACGCCUCACAACUCAUUACCACCCUGACCAGCAAUCCUCGCGGCGUGCCCACUGAGCAGGAAGCGAAUGCAGGCCUCGAGACUGUUUGCACAGACCACAUGAUCACGGCCACCUGGACUCUCGGCAAGGGCUGGGCGGCCCCGGAGCUGAAGCCCUAUGGACCAUUGAGCCUACUGCCGACGGCGAGCUGUCUGCACUACGCGACCGAGUGCUUCGAGGGUCUCAAGGUGUACCGAGGCUACGAUGGCAAGCUGAGGAUUUUCCGCCCUGACCGCAACGCCCAGAGGUUCAGGAUGAGUGCGGCGCGCAUCUCGCUGCCCGUGUUCGAGCCUGAGGAGGUUGUCAAGCUCAUGAUUGCGCUUUUGUCAGUCGAUGGUCCCAAGUGGCUGCCCAAGGACAAGCCUGGAUCCUACCUCUACAUCCGUCCCACGCUCAUCGGCACCGAUGGCCAGCUUGGCGUGCAAGCGCCCAAGGCCGCCAUGAUGUACAUUAUGGUCACCUUUAUGCCCCGCCUCGACACACCCGAGGGUGGUCUCCGUCUUCACACCUCGCCAGAGGAUAUGGUCCGCGCCUGGGUUGGUGGAUUCGGCUACGCCAAGGUGGGCGCCAACUACGGCCCCAGUCUCAUGGCCACACACGAUGCGCGCCAGAGGGGCUUUCACCAGAUCUUGUGGCUCUACGGCCCCAAUGGCGAGUGCACAGAGGCAGGCGCCAGUAACUUCUUUGUCGUGUGGAAGAGGAAGGACGGAAAGAAGGAACUCAUCACGGCACCACUCGACGACAAGUUGAUCCUGGAUGGCGUGACGCGACGAAGCUGCCUGGAAAUCGUGAGGGAGAAGCUGGCUGGCGAGCUCGAGGUGACGGAGAGGAAGUACUCCAUCGAUGAGGUGCUGGAGGCUGACGCCGAGGGCCGCAUUCUGGAGGCCUUUGCUGCUGGCACGGCCUACUUUGUCUGCGCCAUCUCGCAGAUCCACCACCGGGGACAAGACGUCAACGUUCCCAUGGGACCCGAAGGAGCACCGGGCGAGAUCACCAACAAGGUCAAGACGUGGCUGGGUGAUAUCAUGUACGGGCGGACACAGCAUGAAUGGGGCGUUGUGAUCCCCGAAAAGGAGUAG
Molecule: messenger RNA, 1218 nt
Organism: Emericellopsis cladophorae
Lineage: Eukaryota; Fungi; Ascomycota; Sordariomycetes; Hypocreales; Bionectriaceae
Product: Branched-chain-amino-acid aminotransferase-like protein
Exons: 1
Coding region: 1-1218 (405 amino acids)
Biological process (GO): L-leucine biosynthetic process; L-valine biosynthetic process
Cellular component (GO): mitochondrion
Molecular function (GO): branched-chain-amino-acid:2-oxoglutarate transaminase activity
Source: RefSeq, a predicted model, not a curated record